UGACGCUGCUUGGGUAAGGAGAGGAGAGGAGGAGAGAGGAGCUCCGUCGGCGGACCAGGGAGCGCGUGGAGAGGAAUCCCAGCAGCCCCCACCCCCCCUAGCCCCGGAGAGCGAGAGCCGGACCGGCUGGAUCCCCCUCCUCCCUCGCCCGCUCCCCCCCUGCGGAGGAGGACCCGAGAGAGACCCACGUUGCCACGGGAGAGGCCUCGGUUCAGGGCUGCAGCAUGUUCACUUCAGUGAAGGCCUUCGAGGGGCAGCAGUACUCCACCCUGAAGAGGCAGUGCUUGCAGAGUGGCCUGCUCUUCGAGGACCCCCGCUUCCCCGCCACAGACGACUCGCUCUUUUACCAGGGUAACAGGAUCGGACGUGUCGUCUGGAAGAGGCCUCGGGAGCUGUGUGAGGACCCUCACCUGUUUGUAGAUGGCAUCAGUGCACACGAUCUACAUCAGGGACAGCUGGGUAACUGCUGGUUUGUCGCAGCGUGUUCCAGCCUGGCCUCCCGAGAGUCUUUGUGGCAAAAGGUCAUUCCAGACUGGAAGGAGCAGGAGUGGGAUACAGAAAAACCAGACUCCUACGCUGGGAUUUUCCACUUUCGCUUCUGGCGCUUCGGGGAGUGGGUGGACGUGGUGAUUGAUGACCGGCUACCGACGGUGGACAACCAGCUGGUCUACUGCCACUCCAACGACAGCAACGAGUUCUGGAGCGCCCUGGUGGAGAAAGCCUAUGCCAAGGUUUACGGCUGCUACGAGGCUUUGGAUGGGGGGAACACGGCUGACGCACUGGUGGACUUCACGGGUGGUGUUUCUGAGCCCGUGGACCUGCUGGAGGGUCAGAUGGCCACAGACGAGGCGGCCCGUAACCAGCUGUUUGAACGCGUGCUCAAAGUCCACAACAGAGACGGCCUCAUCAGCUGCUCCAUCAGGGCGACCACAAUAGAAGACAUGGAGGCGCGGCUGGACUGCGGUUUGGUCAAAGGCCACGCCUACGCCGUGACAGAUGUACGGAAGGUGCGGCUAGGUCACGGACUGCUGGCCUUCUUCAAGUCGGAGAAGCUGCACAUGAUCCGCAUGAGGAACCCUUGGGGGGAGAAGGAGUGGAGUGGCCCUUGGAGUGACAGUUCGGAGGAGUGGAACAAGGUGAGCAAGAGUGAGAGAGAAAAGCUGGGCGUCACCGUACAGGACGACGGCGAGUUCUGGAUGACAUUUGAUGACUUCUGCCAGUACUUCACUGACCUGAUCCUGUGCCGCCUCAUCAACACCUCCUACCUGAGCAUCCACAAGACCUGGGAGGAGGAGGUGAUGAGGGGCUCCUGGGUCCACCGGCAGGAUCCCCUACGCAACCGAUCCGGAGGCUGCAUCAAUCACAAAGCCACCUUCCUGCAGAACCCUCAGUAUGUGUUUGAUGUGAAGAAGGUGGAGGAUGAGGUGCUGAUCUGCUUACAGCAAAAAGAGAAGAGAGCCACACCAAAAGAGGGCAAAUCAGAAAAUCUCGCAAUAGGCUUCGAUAUCCACAGGGUGGAGCUAAAUCGGAAGUACCGUAUGCACACAGCCCAGCAGAAAGUAGCAGGUUCCAUCUACAUCAACUCACGCUGCGUCUUCCUCAGGAAGGAGCUGAAAGAGGGCCGCUACGUCAUCAUUCCCACAACCUUUGACCCCGGGCAGCAGGGUGACUUCCUGCUCCGUGUCUUCACUGAUGUGCCUUCAGACUGCAAAGAGCUGACCCUGGACGAGCCUCCUCAGACAUGUUGGACGGGGAUGUGUGGCUACCCUCAGCUGGUCACUCAGGUCCAUGUACUGAACGCUGAGGGUCUGCAGGGACAGGACUCCAAUGGAGAGCUGCACUGCCUCAAUCCCAAAAAGAGAGCGAGAGCCCAGAGCAAAGCACGAGCUGUAGAUCCCUACGUCAUCAUCACCUGUGAAGGAGAGAGGGUUCGUUCACCAGUUCAUAAGGACACACGGUGCCCAAACUUUGACAUCAAAGGCCUGUUCUACCGCAAGAAGCCCAAGGAGGGCAUCCACAUCGAGAUCUACAACAAGAACAUGAUCGUGGACACCUUCCUGGGUCAGGUGAUCUUGUUCAGCGACCCCAACGAGCGCCAGGAGCAGCACACGCUUCACCUGCGCGACAAAGGCAGCCGCCAGGACAACGACCUCCCGGGCACGCUCACUGUGCGCCUCAUCACGUCCACCACGCUCACCAACAUCUGAAGCGGCAGUUUAUACGAUUGCAAUGAUCGAAGCUCAAGGUGGCGUACGAACCGUGCCCGCCGUUCACCUUCGCCGUUCAUCUUUUAACCGUCGCGGGAGCUCACUGUGUCUUUUUUUUCCUGCCGCUUGCGCUCUCUGUGUGUCUCUGUUUUCCUUUGCUUCCUUUAGCUUCACAGGGUUUUAUUUUUGAAGGCCUGCAUCUGUAUAUCCUGAUGGAAGCUGUACAGGGGGUUGUACAGACUAUUUUUAAAUACAUUCCUGUCAAAAUUGUUUAUCAGUCACAAAUUUGUUCUUAAAGUAGCAGAAAUCUCUAUCAGAGCAACAGUUUAAGAAACUGAUGAAGUUUUAUCAGAUUUUUUUGCUGUUCUGACCCUUAAUUACAGACUUGUUUUUAUUUCUUCUUAUACUCACACACACACACACACAUAUACAUGAAUAUAAUACAUAUGCAGACAUCUCUGCACUCUCCAUGCAUGUGCCACUGUUUCCAAGGGCUAUGCAUUGCCUUAAGGCUGAGUUUGUCUCACCUCUUUGAGGAGACGAGGGGAGGUGGGUUAUGUUGAAUACUAUUUAUCUUAGCACAGCCUUGGUUUAGUUUUUUCUUUGUCUCUAAAAGUUUGCAUUAAGCCCUGCUUUUUGCCAUCGUGUUAUCAGCUUCUGUCUCCCAAAUGCUCUUUUAUGACUGUGAAUAAUCCUCCCGCCCAGCCAGCCAGCCCAACCACCCAGACACCUCAAGUCUUCAGCAGUUUGCCGGUGCUUUGGAGAGCAUGCAG
Pundamilia nyererei is the source of this 2980-nucleotide messenger RNA. RefSeq names its product calpain 5b (gene capn5b). Gene Ontology annotation, biological process: proteolysis. The record is from RefSeq and is a predicted model, not a curated record. Bases 225 to 2207 code for a protein of 660 amino acids. Lineage: Eukaryota; Metazoa; Chordata; Actinopteri; Cichliformes; Cichlidae. Gene Ontology annotation, molecular function: calcium-dependent cysteine-type endopeptidase activity. Gene Ontology annotation, cellular component: cytoplasm. The transcript has 14 exons.